AUGACAGCUUGCCUAUCACAGAUAAAAAUGACACAGGAUCUGACCAGACUAAACUUGAACCCCUAGAGGAGGUGAAGCUUGGAUCUUCUUGGAAAAAAACAGAUGAGGAUCUCUGUAAAGAGGAGUCUGAUGCUUUGAUUCAGGAAAUAACAAAAUGUGACCUUUCUACUUGUCACAGAGUAGAUCCUGAGGGUACAGAGCCUCAGCUAAUGGCACCAGAAGAAAAGAUUGACAGAAGUCAAUGCUUAUCUUUAGACUUCCUUGAAGCUGGUGGGCCUCAGGCUGUGGAGUCAACAGAGUUGGCUAGCAAUCCUCAAGUUGCCGCAGAAGCUGCUGGUUCUUCACCUUCAGAAUCUCUCCAUGAUAAGAAGCCUGAACCUAGCGAAACCUCAGAAGGGGGCACACCUGAGCCUUCAACAGAGGAAAUUCGAUGUUUUGUAACAGAAAUUGUGACGGAACUGCUUAUGGAUGAAGAGGAACAGCUAACAGAUGUUACUGUACCAGGUGAAGCAGGAGAAAAGGUGGAAACUGAGACGCACCAUGAGAUAAUACCUGGGGCCUCGGAAACAAAAGAAGAAACCAGAGAAGCUACACUGGUCACGGAGAUAGAACAAGCCAAUGAAGAAUGACCCAGGGCUUCUGGCUGCACUUCAUGGCUAAAAUUUAUGGCUUUUGGCUGGACCUUAUCCUUGAUCGCUCAGUUAAAAUUUAUAUUCCUGUUUGACAAACAAAAAUCUAGUUUUUAUAAAAGCUUGUAUAAACCUAUCACAACUACUGAAUGCUAAGUGAAAACCAUUUUAAGAAAUUUUAAUGGAAAAAUCAAGUUGCCAAGGCACCACUGAGGAACUCCAUUGUUAAACCAUCACACCUGCCAGAAAAUGCCUCCUGCUAUUGUUUCAAAUGGAACUACAAAUUGCAGAACACUUUUACUUGCUUUAGGUAGAAAAUAAAUAUGAAGGAUAAUAUAGCACAAAUAAUAUAAAUUGUAAAUGUGAUUAUAGAUAAUCUUAGAUCUAAGAAUGUAUAUGGUAUAAACUAGGGUGAAAAUAACCAAAAUCCAGUGGAGUUUUUUCAGAUUAAUUGCAUUAAAUUUCUUAGAUGAAGUUUUUUGUAAACAUGUAAGAAUUGUAAUUCUUAUCUCGAAGGGGACCAGAUGGGGUUAGGCUGAUUUAUAGCAUGGAUCCUAUUCCUUCAAUAUGGUAUAGGAAAGAAAAUACAAAUUUCAUUUCCUGAAACUAAUGAAAAUAGUUAUUGUGGUCCUCAAAAUACUUAGAUGGGCAGUAGUAUGAAUGUUGAUAUUUAAAAAUUAGAGGAGAUAGCCUACUAUAAAAACAAUUAUAUUGCAAAUGUCAGGCUAAAAAUGAAAUAAAUGAUUGAUUACAGUAUUCUUUAAACUAUGCAACCAAUAAAGUGAGCAGAGCUGUGCUUCACUCAUUUUCAAAAACACAUUUAUUCUUUGCUGCUAUUUGUGUGAUAUGGCUGGUCUCAUGAGCCUUCUCAAUCGUCUCUAAAAUGUAACCUUAAACUUUGAAAUAAAUAAUAUAUUUGUGAAA
This is a messenger RNA of Thamnophis sirtalis, 1553 nucleotides long. The record is from RefSeq and is a predicted model, not a curated record. NCBI's taxonomy places the organism in Eukaryota, Metazoa, Chordata, Lepidosauria, Squamata, Natricidae.